AUGUUCUCUCAUUCUUUCUCGAAGGCUACUUCGUCUGAAGUGUUACCCGAGCUGUCUAUCCACAAUCACCAGCGAAACUCCAGGUUGGUGGUCAUGAGGGCAAGUGACUAUGGAACGACGCGCUUUCAACAAACUAUUCGUCGCGUAAGCUUCAGAUCAGAUGCGCUUCAGAAUAUUUGUCAUCAGCCCUCGAUGCAUAAUGCUGCGUUCGGUUUGAAAGCAUCACACAAGGAGCUUAUAACGAGAUCUUCCUUCCUGAGAUCGACAAUGGACGUGAGGCCAUUGCACGCAUCGCUUGCAUACCAUAGGCAAUGUACACUUGUCCACAGCCAGCGAAGUAGCCGUACGAGACGCUAUCGUGCAUCUCACUUCGUGCGUUCUGGCUUGGAGCAGGCAGUAGGGUCGGAUUUCAUCCUCAUAGAGCGUAUAGAUGGCGUGGCGCUGGAGGAACGAUGGCUCGAUACUUUCAAAGAAGACAUCGGUGCGGUGAUUCGGGAAAUGCUGUUCCUCGAUCUGGGUCUUCAUCAGCGGCCGUUUUCGCAGAAUGGGAGUUUGUUCUUCAAGAAGAGUGUUAGCCCGGAGCUGCAGAGCUGGCUCUAUGCGAGGGAGAGGGAUAGUGAAGAGCCUGCUGCUGGGAGAUACAGGAUUGGUCCUGUCGUUGAUAAGCAGUAUUGGUUCAAUGAGCCUGACCACGCUUGGACGGAUAUGGCAUCUUACAUUCAAGUCACUUGCCGUCUAGCACUUGGGCGAGCCCAAUCUCUACCUUCCGACUUCGCGGAACUCUGUCAGCUGUUGCAACAGUGCAUAUCAAUGGCACCUCACAUUAACCUACCUGAGCGUGGGCUGACAGUCCCUUAUCUCAUUCAUCCCGACCUCUUGCGGUCGAACGUGAUCGUCAAGCCCUCUGAAGCAGCCAAUGUCAUCUCAUACAUCGACUGGCAGCAUGCCGUUUCUCUUCCUUACUUUCAGAACACCAGGCUCCCCCAGAGGCUAUUCUUCGUGAGGGAACACUGGUCCCUAUGCCUGACGAACCCUUCUCUCUAUCGGAAAUUCCUUCAGACUUUCCGCCAGAACUCAAGGGACUGGCUGACCUUGAGUGGAGACUCGCCAGCCGACAGCGAGACAUGUCAAAGUGUUGUUGCAAAGGCUUCCUUUGCGUUUGCAGGCCGCGUGUCUCCUGCAAGGGGACCUAUUCACUUCUCUCCCUGA
Messenger RNA from Desarmillaria tabescens, 1209 nucleotides. RefSeq lists its product as uncharacterized. NCBI's taxonomy places the organism in Eukaryota, Fungi, Basidiomycota, Agaricomycetes, Agaricales, Physalacriaceae. Gene Ontology annotation, cellular component: mitochondrion. The transcript is spliced from 5 exons. The record is from RefSeq and is a predicted model, not a curated record. Bases 1 to 1209 code for a protein of 402 amino acids.